Molecule: messenger RNA, 1349 nt
Organism: Macadamia integrifolia
Lineage: Eukaryota; Viridiplantae; Streptophyta; Magnoliopsida; Proteales; Proteaceae
Product: actin cytoskeleton-regulatory complex protein PAN1-like
Exons: 4
Coding region: 1-1320 (439 amino acids)
Source: RefSeq, a predicted model, not a curated record
AUGUACUUCUCUCCAACAGAUUUCCAAAAGCCAUUCACAGUUGACAAGAGCAUGAAUGAAUCAUCGCCCUCUAUUGUGCAACGCAUUGCAAGGGAGCAACAAAAGAAGACACCUCCAACCAAUGAACCAGCAUCAAAAGUGGAGGUUAAUGUUGAAGAAAUUCCAACAACUGUGAUAUAUGUGAACAACCAAGAGGACGGUCCUAAGGAUCUUGAGAUUGAAAUUGUGGAGGUCAAGAACACAAUGGUUAAAGGCGUACAUGUGGAUGAUCACAUGGAUACAGUUGAGGUUGUUGAAGCUGAGCAUGUGGAUUAUUUGACUGUGCAAGUUACCAGAGCCGAGGCCAAGGCCGCCGCCGCCGCAAGACAGGCAAAAAUAAAGGAAGCCAAGGCCCGUGACGCCCCCCAGCAGCCGAAGUCCAAAAGGAAAGAAAAGGCGGGCCCGUCCUCUGAGACCCCGAGAAAGAGGCCCAGGGUGGAGGGGUCGACUGCCGAGGCUGUCCAAGCCCUCGCUGCUCCCAGAGACGGUCUGGCUCAAGGUCCUCCGUCCGCCACUGCCUCCCGAGGCCCGAAGGUCCCGUCGUCGAGGGCCGAGGUGGGGUUCAUCCCAGAGUGGUCGGUUAAAGAAGACGACUCUCUGACCGUCGGACGGGUUGCCAGAGAGUUGGUGACGAAGGGAAGUCUCCCCCGAGACGCCACAGAAGCCCAGAAGCAAGGGACGGCGGCGCUGCUCACCUCGGCGUGCAUCUUCAUGGCAGGGGCUCAGAACCAGAUGGGUCAGCUGGUCCUCCGAGCCGAGGCCAUGAGUCGGGAGCUCGAAGCCAGCGAGAGGGAGAAGGUCUCCCUAGACAACGAGCGCUCCAUCCUCCUCGAGAAGGUGGAGCACCUGGAGUGCGAGCUAGCCCUCGAGCGCCGAGAGUGCGAACGGAAGCUCUCGGAGUUGAAGUCGCAAAUGAGGGCACGCCUUCUGGAAGCCGAAGUCCGAGGGGUCGAGAAGUAUCGAGUCUCCGAGGCCUUCAAGGAGGAGAUCACGAACGCCAUCGCCCCAGGGUACACCAUGGGUGCUACCGAGGUCCGAGACUGGGUCCUCGGGCACUACCCUGGGGUUUCCUUUGCCGACAGCGGCCUCGUCUUUGAGGACGACGAUGUGGAGGCGGUGCCAUCGGCCACCGAGGUUGCCGACGCCGACGGUGGAGGCGGCAGCGAGGAAGGUGAGAUCCAGCUGCAAAGGGAAGUCCCUCCGACCCCUGGUCGUGGGGGUUCGGACCAGGAGGCACUCCCCGCCGAAGACGAGGCCGUGAACCCGACAGAUGCUCCUUAAGGUGGCCUCGGCUCUCAGCGCAGCCUACC